CCAAGAUGGCGGACUAAGCGGCGUGGCUUUCCGGAGAAGUUUCACAUUUACGAUCUUAUAGAUUCAAAAAUAGCAUCAAAUACCUCAACUAUUCGCCUUUUCUUAAGCCCAGGAAACGGACUUUGAGUGUGGAGCGAUGGCGUGUUAUGUGAAGUGAAGAUUGAAGACGUGAUAGAAGAUGGACGACUACUGCUAUGCUAAGAUGGCGACGUCCGCUAAAAGAGAACAUGAAAGAGAAUCAACUUCCAGCAAAUCAACAACGGAGAUAAAGACGAAAGAUGAAGACGUCCAGCAGCUGAUCGGUAAUCCAGAAGAAGUUUCCCCUCAGUUAGGGGGGAGCUCCACUUUGAAGCAGGAGACUCCACAACCACCCUGCAUUAAAAAGGAAGAGGAGGAACUCUGCAUCACUCAGGAGGGAGAGUGUCUUCUAGGACGAGAGGAAGCUGAUUACACCAAGUUUCCACUGAAUAUUCUCUCUGUGAAGACUGAAGAUGAUGAAGAGAAACCACAAGACGAAGACGAGGUUGAAGAACUUUUUAGCAGCGAUAAAGACUGUGAAGGUGAUAUGAGGACUCACACUGACAACAAACACUCUGAAUUCUCUACAAAGAAGAGAGACGUCCAGCAGCUGAUCGGUAAUCCAGAAGAAGUUUCCCCUCAGUUAGGGGGGAGCUCCACUUUGAAGCAGGAGACUCCACAACCACCCUGCAUUAAAAAGGAAAAGGAGGAACUCUGCAUCACUCAGGAGGGAGAGUGUCUUCUAGGACGAGAGGAAGCUGAUUACACCAAGUUUCCACUGAGUAUUCUCUCUGUGAAGACUGAACAUGAUAAAGAGAAACCACAAGUAGACAACCUCUCAGCUCCACUAUCAGAUAGUGAGGCAGAAGACGAGGUUGAAGUAACUUUGAGCAGCGAUACAGACUGUGAAAGUGAUAUGAGGACUCACACUGACAACAAACACUCUGAAUGCUCUACAAAGAAGAGAGGUAAAACAUGUUUAAGCUGCUCAGUUUGUGCUGAAAGUUUUACGAAAAAGAGCCAUUUGACUCAACACAUGAGAAAACACACAGGAGAAAAACCUUUUAAUUGUUCAGUUUGUGGAAAAAGCUUUUCUCAAAAUAGCAAUUUGACUCCACAUAUGAGAACACACACAGGAGAAAAACCAUUUAAUUGUUCAGUUUGCGGCAAAAGGUUUUCUCUAAAUUGCAGUUUAACUGAACACAUGAGAACACACACAGGUGAAAAACCAUUCAAUUGUUCAGUUUGUGGCAAAAGUUUUUCUCAAAAUUGCAGUUUGACUGAACACAUGAGAACACACACAGGUGACAAACCAUUUAAUUGUUCAGUUUGUGGCAAAAGCUUUUCUCAAAAUGUCAAUUUGACUCAACACAUGAGAACACACACAGGUGAAAAACCAUUUAAUUGUUCAAUUUGUGGCGAAAGCUUUUCUCGAAAUUACCGUUUGACUCAACACAUGAGAACACACACAGGUGAAAAACCAUUUAAAUGUUCAGUUUGUGGCAAAAGCUUUUCUCAAAAUUGCCAUUUGACUCAACACAUGAGAACACACAGGUGAAAAGACAUGUAAAUGUUCAGUUUGUGGCAAAAUCUUUUAUCAAAAUACCUCUUUGACUCAACACAUGAGAACACACACAGGUGAAAAACCAUUUAACUGGUC
Molecule: messenger RNA, 1678 nt
Organism: Nerophis lumbriciformis (worm pipefish)
Lineage: Eukaryota; Metazoa; Chordata; Actinopteri; Syngnathiformes; Syngnathidae
Source: RefSeq, a predicted model, not a curated record